GGCUGCUCACUGAUGCCACUAGCACCACAUGGGUGAAAGUAAACGUUUCAUCUGUGAUUGAGAAACGCCGACUUGGCUCAUUAAUAAAGCGAUUAAUCGCCGGCUUUGAUUUAGGAGAGUCCUGGCCGGAGGCAGCAGCUCCGGCUUCAUUUGAACGGGAACCAGAGGCGUCAGUGUCGUUCAUGCCGCUGAACGUAGAGAUCCCCGUCCUCCGGGGCUUUUUAACAGCCAGCGAGGCACCGGAAUGGAAGCAGAAUAUUUGCAGUACUGCAGAGGCGAGCUCUCUGCUGGAGUCCUUGAUGGAGGGGGACUUUGAGGCUGUUUUGCUGAGCCCCCAAGUGCUUGAUCUGCUCAGUGGAGAUGGCAGCUGCGAGGACGGCGAGGACAUUGAGGCUUACCUGGAGAGACGGGUCCUGCUGUACCUGAUGGGUGACACCAAUGAUGACCAGACCAACAGGGAGCUGGCUGUGAUGGCCCUGGCUGUUUCUUGCCUCCACAUGUUUGCCCAGAGUAACUGGACUGGUCCUCCGGUCUCCAUCCAUAUCUCUGACCUGCUGCCCCCGGCCCUGCUCUCCUCUCAGCAGCAGACCCUGGUUGAGGAGAUCCACUCCAGCCUGCUCCUGGAUGGGGAGUCUGUGUACAGCCUGGUGGCCAACCCCUUCCUGCUCCUGCUGGCCAGGGUGAUUCUCACCAAGUGCUCCUCCAAGAUGAGCAGCCUCCAGCUGCUGCCCUGGUGGAUCCUGCGCUACGUCAGCCUGCACCAGCAAAUCCUGGAGGCCUGUUCUCUGCAGCUCCUCAACUUGGCCCACAGCAGCAUGGACAAAGUGCUGAAAUGCCAGUCUCUGAUGUCGGAGCAGAGAAACCUGGCUAUCCAAUUCCACCUGGAGUGUGUCCACACCAUGCUGACCUACUAUGAGUACCAGCCAGCCAAGGAACAUAUCCAGAAGGCGCAGGAGCUGUCAGGGCUGGAUAUCAACAUGACUGGUGCUCUUGGCAAACGGACCCGUUUCCAGCAUAAGUUCUUGGCUCAGCUCAUCCUUGAGGUCAAGAGAAAGCAGCAGCCUGGGCAGACAGAUAACGAGGCCAGCCCCACCCCCACACCACUGGCCUACCUGCCGAAGGACUACAGUCUGGAUGAUGAAACUGUGCUGGAUAAGAUCAAUUUAGCGGAGCCAGAUCAGUAUGAGGUGCCUGACCUCAGCGCCGAGGAGCAGGCCAUCAUCCUGGGUGUCUGCACUGACUUCCAGAAGAAUAACCCUGUCCACAAACUGACUGCAGAGGAACUCCUGGCCUUCACAUCUUGUAUUCUGUCUCAGCCUAAAUUCUGGGGUGUAGAAGUCACCGCACUUUUGCUCAGGACCAAACUGGAAAGAGGGAGCUCCCGAUGUGUUGAGAGAGCCAUGAUGCAAACCCAGGCGAUCGUAGACCACUUUGAAGAUAAGAACUGUCCUGCCGCGGAGCGCCUCAAAGUCUUCUACUGCAGCAAUGCCCCGCCCAGAUGGGCUGUCCAGAAACAGCUGGCCAGCCUGCUCACAGACCUCGGCUGCACCAGUUCAGCGCUGCUCAUUUGUGAAAAGCUGGAGCUCUGGGAGGAUGCAGUUAUCUGCUAUGAAAGGCUUGGCCAACACGGCAAGGCUGAAGAGAUCGUUCGCAGGGAGUUGGAGAAGAAGGAGACGCCCAGUCUGUACUGCCUGCUGGGAGACAUAUUGAGGGACCAUCAGUACUACGACCGGGCGUGGGAGCUGUCGGGUCAACGCAGUGCCAGAGCCAUGCGCUCCAAAGCCCUGCUGCACCUCCACAAAAAGGAGUUCCAGCAGUGCACUGACUGCUUCGAGCAGUCGCUCAAAGUCAACACACUCCAGCUCGGUGUGUGGUUUUCCCUCGGUUGUGCCUACUUUGCCCUGGAGGGCUAUGAGGGAGCUGCCAAGGCUUUCCAGAGGUGUGUGAUAAUAGAGCCAGACAACGCAGAAGCGUGGAGCAACCUUUCUACAGCCUACAUUCGCCUCCGAAAGAAAAACAAAGCCUUUCGUACCCUGCAGGAAGCCCUGAGGUGCAACUACGAACACUGGCAGAUCUGGGAGAACUUUAUUGUUGUGAGCACUGACAUCGGGCACUUUGGUGAGGCCAUCAAGGCCUACCAUCGUCUGAUGGACCUGAGGGAAAACUACAAGGACGUCCAGAUUCUCCAGAUCCUGGUAAAGGCAGUCGUUGAAAACCUGACAGACAGCCAGGGUCAGCCGGCGGAAGCUGUCCGGUCCAAACUGAAGGAGCUCCUGGGCCGGGUCAGUUCCCGCCACAGUAGUGACUCUGAGAUAUGGCGGCAGUACGCUUUGCUGUAUGGUGACGGUCGCAGCUCCAACCCAGAGGACAACGAAAAGACGCUGCAGUUCUUGUCCAAAGCCCAUCGCUGUGAAGUUCAGGCUGGUGGCUGGGAGAAAGAACCUGCUCUGUUCAAGGAGGUGAUCAACAGAGCCCUCAAUAUGGGUGAAGUGACCAUCAGUUGCAGUAAGAAGAAGAGUAACCCAACAGAAGCUCUUCAGAUGCUGUCCUCCACCCGCCUCAGUCUCAGGAGUCUGGCCACCAAAACGAAGCAAAUGCACACAGAUGUGGCUACAGGUCAGAUCCACGGCGAGCUGCAGGACAGUGUCGCCGCUCUGGAGCAGCUCAUCACAGAGCUGCAGGAGCUGAGUGCGAGGCUGCGCGAGCAGUCACAAUGAGCGUCCUCCAGAGAAACACCCCAGGCUGUGGCUCCGAAGGCUCCAUCGUAGUAAAAGCUAAUCACAGACAGACUCUUCACCUGCAAACAUCAGCCUUAUGUAUUGUUGAAAUGUGAUGACUGACAGUGACAAUAGAUCCAACUGGACAUGGAAAGCCAAAGGACUCAUUUUAUAAUCAUCAUGUUUUUAUAUCUCUGUAUCCACAUUGGAAUGUAAAACAUGAGUCUGAGGCAUCAAAUAGUAAAAUAUAUAAA
Molecule: messenger RNA, 2971 nt
Organism: Chelmon rostratus (copperband butterflyfish)
Lineage: Eukaryota; Metazoa; Chordata; Actinopteri; Chaetodontiformes; Chaetodontidae
Gene: ttc27
Product: tetratricopeptide repeat domain 27
Exons: 20
Coding region: 183-2717 (844 amino acids)
Molecular function (GO): protein binding
Source: RefSeq, a predicted model, not a curated record